AUGCAGGCAGGAGUCCGACAUCACGUUGGUGAACUUGCUGUUCGGAAGAAACGGCGGCUGUUGGCUCGGUGCUUUCAAUACAAGCGCUUGCUUUCGCGUAGUUUGAAAUCUGAUUUGUCCGCAGCCCAGGUUAUGGAACUUGUUGCCCUUAAAAAGCAACUGGGGAAAGGUUUUGGUGACAAUCUGUCCUUGCGUCACGUUCUUGAGCAUAUCAUUGUCAUUCAGGGCGAGCUGCGCAGGCUUGAGGAGGCCAACCGCAAUGCCAAUAUUAGAAAUUGGCGUCGCAAAAUGGUUGCUGCGGACGCUGAGUUGUCGCGGUGGCUCAAGAGUCUUUCCAGCCCGGUUGGUGUCUCGGUUAUUUUUCAGCAAGGACGUUUGGCUGAAUCUGAUGUGGAUGCUGCUCAAGCAGUCCAUGAAUAUUGGUCGGAUUUUUGGAAUCAAGCUCGUGCCCGUCAACCCGGUUUGUCUGACCGUGUUGCUUCUUUGCUUGCUGGUCUCUUUUGUGGUGCUGCUUGUUCUUGGGAACCGCCCUCCGCCCAACGCCUUCGAGCCAUCGCUGCUGGUGGGAAAGGUAGUCAUGGGCCGGAUGGUUGGACCUCGCGUGAAGUUGCUCCGUUGCCAUUUGAAGUGUUCAAGGUUUUCGCUAUCCUUGGCAAACAUUGGAUGUUGAGUGGCAAUGUGCCAGCUCAAUUUUGUGAAAGUAGAAUGAUUUCCUUGGCCAAGCCUGGUAAGGUCAAUAGUUUGAACCAGAUUUCAGUCACGAAUUUGAGACCCAUCACUGUGAUGUCGGUCUGGUGGCGAAUCUGGGCCAGUGCUUGGGCCAAAGGUUGUUUGCGGGCUUCGAUGUGCCAACGCGUGCCGCGACACUUUGCUGUUGCCCAUGCUGUUUCUACUGGGGAGGUUAUUGUUGAUCUUCUGGACAAGUUGAUGGCUGGGGGCUACAUUGCUAGCUUGGAUUAUUCUAAGGCUUAUGAUCUGCUUGAUCCCAGUGUCACUAAAAACCUUUUGGUUCACUUGGGUUGGGAACCCAACUUUGUUUUGGUCGCGACCAAAGUUUGGCUUUAUCAAGAGCGUUGGGUUUCUUUUGGUGUUCGCACUCAUGCCGUCCGCACCCCUGUGGCGCCUGCCAUGCCUCAAGGGGAUCCGUUAGGACCAUUGGUGAUAGCCUUGUGGACUUGGGCUGGGUGGGCAUCCGUUGAAAGCGUUUGUACUCGUUCUGGUGUUUUUGUUGGUGACCGUGCCUUCAAUGGUGCGCAG
This is a messenger RNA of Cladocopium goreaui, 1257 nucleotides long. The record is from the annotation of a GenBank genome assembly. NCBI's taxonomy places the organism in Eukaryota, Dinophyceae, Suessiales, Symbiodiniaceae.